AUGCCCUUUGGAACCUUGAAAACGAAGGGGGCCACAGCCAUACCAUCCCAUUCACCAUCUUAUCCAGGUAAAGAGAUUGCCUUCUCCGACGUCGAUGUCCUCAAAAUCUCCUUUUAUACUAAAGCCGACGCUGUCAAGGAGUUCAUCCCCGAAGAGCUCGAGAUUGAAGAUGAGCCACUGGUCACCUACACUCUGAAUCGGUGGGGAUUCAGCUCCAUUGGGCCCUACACUGAGUUCAUCGGCUUGAUCGAGGUCAAGUACAAGGGUGAAACGUACGACUAUGCCUUGGAGCUGAUUCUCGACAACGAGGGUGCCAUCUUCUUGGGCCGCGAACAGUAUGGCUUUCCCAAGGUUGUGGGAAAAGUGGAAUUCGACCGAUCAUCAACCGGGACUCCCUCUAUGGGCUAUCUCCAUGGACAUGUCGAGCGACCGACAGGGACCCCUAUUAUCCAAUUCGCGUUCAAGCCAACAGAAAAGAUUCACGGGGUCAAGAGUCUGCCUCCGCCAGAGAAGAGGCUGCUUUCCCUGCGAAUCAUUCCCAGCCCGAUUAUCGGGCAGCCGCCAACCGUGCGCGAGUUCUUGUCCCUGAGUUCUCACUUCACUGAAGGCGAAGUGUGGGCUGGCGUGGGCUCUUUGCACUUCAGUCCCAGCUCCGACUUUGAAGCGGCGGCAAGAGUACCCGUGGUGCGGUACAAGGACGCGAUCCUUCUGACCAAAACCACUACCUCCAUCAAUCCAGAUGUUAAAGUGUUCACCCUCAACCAACAGUCAAUGGCGAGAGAAGAUAUCGAAUUUGAAACAGCAGAUCAUGUUACAUUGCGUGGGUGGUUUUUCAAACCCAACAACGGGCCAUGCGGCCGCAGUCCGUGCCUGGUCAUGUCGCAUGGUUUUACCGCCAUCAAGGAAAUGGGGCUCGACAGAUUCGCGGAGCGUUUCACUUCGACCUUGAACAUUGGCUGCUUAAUAUAUGACAAUCGAGGGUUCGGCGACAGUGAUGUCCUGCCGGGGCAACCUCGUCAUGAGAUCUUGCCGCCAGUGCAGAACAGCGACAUUGGAGACGCAGUCACGUAUGCGCAAUCGAGACCAGAUGUUGAUCCCGAUCACGUCGGUCUCUGGGGAGUGUCUUACAGCGGCGGUCAUGUUCUCUGGUCGGGCGCUGUUGACCGUCGAGUCAAGGCUGUUUUGAGCAUGUUUCCGUGUGUCAGUGGCUGGGACACUUUUCACAAACUGAUACGUCCCGAUUUCGUGCCGGCGUUGAAUUUACUGUUCCAACAAGAUCGCCUUGCUCGAGCCAAAGGGAAGACUCCUGCGACGAUGCCUGCCAUUGAUCCUGAUCCUCUCAAGCCCUCGGCCCUUCCCAUGACAGAGGCAUAUGGGUUUUUCAGUGCCUGGGCUAAACACACAAAUUGGAAAAAUGAAGUGACUGUGAGAUCCAUCGAGGCACUCCGAGCAUAUGAGCCAGGGGAGCACAUAAGUCACCUCUCGCCAACUCCCUUACUGAUGACGAUAGCUGAACGAGAUUUUGCGGCGCCUACCGACCUUGCUCUGAAGGCAUAUGCGCGGGCAUUGGAGCCAAAGGAGCUGCACAUGGUCUCAUGCGGACAUUUUGAUGGUUUCUCCGACCCCAUGUUUGAGACAAUUGCAAGGCGGCAGAUAGAUUUCCUGAGAAAGACUCUAUGCCGAGAUGGGUGA
Fonsecaea multimorphosa CBS 102226 is the source of this 1692-nucleotide messenger RNA. RefSeq lists its product as uncharacterized. The transcript has 4 exons. The record is from RefSeq and is a predicted model, not a curated record. NCBI's taxonomy places the organism in Eukaryota, Fungi, Ascomycota, Eurotiomycetes, Chaetothyriales, Herpotrichiellaceae. Bases 1 to 1692 code for a protein of 563 amino acids. Gene Ontology annotation, molecular function: lyase activity.